Molecule: messenger RNA, 643 nt
Organism: Austrofundulus limnaeus
Lineage: Eukaryota; Metazoa; Chordata; Actinopteri; Cyprinodontiformes; Rivulidae
Product: T-box transcription factor TBX5
Biological process (GO): cell fate specification; pattern specification process; cardiac left ventricle formation
Cellular component (GO): nucleus; chromatin
Molecular function (GO): DNA-binding transcription factor activity, RNA polymerase II-specific; RNA polymerase II cis-regulatory region sequence-specific DNA binding
Source: RefSeq, a predicted model, not a curated record
AUUUUGGCCACGAAAUAAGAUCACGGCUCAGACCUAUGGCAGAGCAGCGCGGUGGGGAGGGCAGGAAGUGUGAGGCGGACUAGACUCCAUUUGUGAUGAAGGMGCUUGGAGAGGGGGUCUCAGAUCAGGGCUGCUGCUGUUUGCCUCUCCUGGAGGGAGAGGAGCAAACGAUGAAGCUCUGACCGGAGCUGGAGAACAGGAGACGCGGCGGCGGCGGCGGCGGCGGCGGCGGCGCUCGCGUGGGGAGGCGGACAGCGGAGCCACGGAUGGGCUUUGUGGAUUUUCGGGGAGCCGACGGCGCGACGUUAGGACGGCUGCGUUUUAGAAUCGAUCGGAAACACAAGCGGCUCUCAGCGGCUCCUGGAGGAGAAGGAUGAGCGUGUUCUCCGCUUGGAGAGGGGCGCUUUGAGUGGGACAUGGCAAACGGAGGGGACCAGUUCGGCCUUGCAGAACGCCCUGACUCGGACUGCAUGGACCCCCCGAAAGAGACCAAAGAGGAAACUCCCAGCUUCACCUUUAAAUCUGCUGCUUCAGCUUCCAGUCAGCAGGGGAUGGAGGCCAUCAAAGUUCUCCUGCAUGACAGGGAGCUGUGGAGCAAAUUUGACGAAGUGGGAACUGAAAUGAUCAUCACCAAGGCUGGAAG